AUUUCAACUCUGAUUGUCAAGACUGGUAACGCGCUGGCGCUGCGACGGCGUGCAGGUAAAAGAAACAAGCGACGAAAGAGGAAAAAAAAAAACACUGAAAACACUCGUCCUGGCCGAAAGCGAGAGUUGCAAUGGAAACGUGGGACUCUUUUCGUGCCACGCAACCUUAAAAAGUGAGGUUUUUAAAUCCGGCGGAAAAGCAUUGACACCUUUUUUGUGGCGUCUUGGAAGAAAGUGCCAUCGCCUGGGCUGCCAGACACGCUUUGUACAGCUGCGUGUUUCCAUCAACAAAGAAUGAAGCCCCUGAAACGAGCUCUGGAGGAAGAUAACCGGCCGGAGCAGGAGCACUCUUCUGCCAUGUCGGACAGCGAUGACGGUUCCCCACUCGACCUGUCAGGAAGAGGGCUCCUCGGGAAGCGCCGUCGCCGUGGCAACUUGCCCAAGGAGGCGGUGCAGAUUCUUCGGAGCUGGCUGUAUGAGCACCGCUUCAACGCCUACCCAUCAGAGCAAGAGAAACUCAGCCUAUCGGGUCAGACCAACCUCUCUGUGCUGCAGAUAUGCAACUGGUUCAUUAACGCACGGCGCCGCCUGCUCCCUGAUCUGCUCCGUAAGGAUGGCAAAGAUCCUACUAAGUUCACCAUUUCCCGUAAGGUUGGUGGUAAAGGUGACGGGCCCUCAUCUAACGGAGGUGGAGCCGGCACUCCAGAGACGAGCGCUUCUGCCAGCUCUUCUCAACAGCGGCCAUCUGUAAUCCGCUCUGCGCCCACGUUGGACCUGAGUUUACUGGGGAACACGGCCACAGCUAUUCUGACGGGAGCAGGCUACCCUGGUAAGGGAGGAUCAGUACAGGCACUUAUGAAGCUGGAUGCACAGAGCCUUUUAAGGGAAGCAGAGGAGAAGGGUUGUUUCACCAGCACAGCAAUGGCCGCCAGUCCUACCGGCGGCCUCUUCAACACGCCUCCUCCCACUCCUCCUGAGCCGUUCCCCACCCAGGACUUCAGUGACUUGAGGCUCCUGGUGGACGCAGCUCUGCAAAGGGCGGCCGAGCAAGAACGAUUCGGAGACACUCAAAGCAAACCCCUAGAGACUGUAAAGACUGAACUGGAAGAUUCAAAGUGCAGUUCUUACAGCAACGACAUGGGCCCAACACCACCUCCAGAAGAGCAAGUCAUGGAUCCUUCCAGGGUCCAGAGUCUGAUGGAGAAGGCUAUGGCUGUUCCAGUUUCAGAGGGAACUCCAGGAAAGUCUCCAGUGUCUGUGUCUUCGGGCGCCUCUUUGCCAGUUUUGGCUCCAGUGUUGCUCUCAGCCUCGAGGUUGUCUCCUCUUCCAAUAAGCAAAGUUAUAUGGAGCCCCUUGGAUAAGGACAUUGUGAGAGCAUCCAGUCCAAACCAGCCUCAGCUCAUCCCUGCACAUCUGCCUACCAUUGUGCCAGUUUCUGCCUUAGUCUUUGGACAGCCUGAUUUGAAGAAACCAGCGGCUGUUCCAGCACUCACCCCAGCUCCAUCGUCAUCGUCCACCUCAGCCUCAGCUCCCACCACUCGUCUUGAGAGUGUAUCAGUGCCAGCAGCUCUACCAGCGACAAGUCCCAUUUCAGUCUUAGCUACAAGCCAGGAUUCACCAGCAACCGGAGCUCCUCCCCCAGCUGUCUCCUCUCAGUCAGUCUCCAGAGGAGUCCUGCCUCACCUGCCGUUCCCCAAACCUCCCCUGAUCCCAGUAAUGGCCCCAUGCACAUUGUCUGCUUCAUCUUCACUGUCUUCACUAGUGUCAGUCUCAGCACCAGGGUCUGCCUUUGUCCAGGCUUCAGCUGUCGCUCCAGCCUCCCCUCCAGCAAUAACCCCUCCCACCGGCCUCAAGCCCCACCUCGCUGCUCCGCCGCUGCAGCCCUCCUCCUCCACAAGCAGCAGCAGCGCUGGUUCACAGAGGAAUUCGUCUGUGGUGCCCAGUGUUUGGAGCAUGGUUCAUCCCACCAGCAGGCAAGCCAGCUCCCUUCAGGUGGUGAAAACCCCCCUGGCCACAGUGUGGGGACCACAGCACAGCCUGCACUCGGUGAGUGAGCCUGUGAACUAGGUGCUGCAGCUGCACGUAGCGUAUCUGGAGUGGACUGACUACAGAUACGCCUCAAAGCUGGACAUGUUUCUGUAUAUAAGAGAAUGUAAAAAAGAAAUCAUCAGUCCAUUUAGACGUGAAGCCUGCACCAAAGUAAGGUAACGGGCAUGAAUUUACGUUUGGGACUAAGAUCUUUUAUUGUUUCAUACACUGUUUACUAUAGAUGCCAGUUCCUUGACGACUGUUUGACGCUCUGUCGAAGAGUAAACAUUCCUCAAUAUAGACUAAAAGGUUUUGAUGCCAUCUUUAACAACUGUUCCAUUUUAACAUUUUGAAUGUGAAGGGGAAAGCCCACAAAUUGUGCAAAAGUUUAAUCAACGUAGGUCUCCUCAGUAGCAGCGCUGAACUUUUUUUUUUUUUUUUUUUUUUUUUGAGGCAUUUGUAUAAUUAAUUACUUCAUCCAUGACUUUUCUUCCCCCUCAGAACAACAACAAAUACACUAAUAUGUAUUGUUGUGCAAUUCAGAAGAUCAACUUUUAUUUUACUUAUUUAUUUUUAUUUUAUUUUAGUUGUUUGUUUAGUCUGGUCUUUAUUCCAGCACACUUCCUUUGUCAUGGAGCAGAGUAGGAGAGUCGAAUCCUCUGCAACCUCCCCAUUUUCCUGUUUUAUUAUACAUCAAUUUUCUAACAACUAGGGGAGGGAUGACACUUUUCAUCUCUGCUGCUCUAUAAAUAAUUUUAAAUACAAUGCGUUUCUAUUUUUGACAAGUGAAUUCCUUAACUGUAUAAUAAGAAACAAGCAGUAUUUUCUCUUUUCUGUAUAAUUUCACCCAGCUCCCAACAAGAGUGCAAAGGAACACUAAAUGUUUAAACCCCUCAUUUAGAGUAGAUAUGUAUUACCUAAGAAGACAUUUCCUUGGCAUUUGGGAGCCUUAGGGAUUGCUAGGUUGUUUUUUUUUUUAAUCUGAAUGUCUUUACUAACGGGGAAAUAGUCAGUGCUCACACGUUUUCAACAAAGCAAUUGUAACACGGAUCGUUUACUUUUGUUUUUGUAAGAGAUCAUCAAUGCAUUUUAGUUUUUUCUCCAUCUAUGUUGUCCACUUUCAUCAGAAAUCCUUUCUAUAGAGUUUAUAAUCAUUCAUAAGGCUGUAGUUUCUGUGAAACUGUGUUUAGAAUAAAUCGCAAUAUAAUAUUGAAUGCCAGCUGGACAGCAUCUGUUAACUGUAGCAGUGUGUGUGAAGAAAAGCUGUAACUGAUGCUGUAGCAGGAUUGUUUUAAUCAAAUCAUCAAUACUGUCAUGUCCACCAGUGUCAAUGAGCUGUGUUUAGUACUAACGGUUAUAUUUUUGCAUGUGCAAGUUACGAGGAUGCUGAAGGAGGAAGUCGGGUGUUGGGUUUGCUGAGCAAUGACCACUGAAACAUUCCCAGAAUACCUCCUGGUCUGUUGAUAUACAUUUCAAAUUUGUUUUGUUUGCCUGUCCUUUAAUUCAGUACAGUGUUUUUCUUUUUCUUUUCUCUAGCAGUUUUUAUACCUCAGUUUACAAAGGUCACGUCAGACUUGAGUCAUAUGUAGAAUACUAAGUGUGUUACGGUAAUAUUUUAAAUAUUCUUACCUCGUUCCACUGUGGGAACACCCUCUCGGAGGUAAUACUUGGAAUGGCUGGCUAUAAGAGUAGGUUUUAUAUGGGAUUUAUUUUAGAUUUUAGAUGCAAACUGACACUCCUGAGGAAAAAGAGGUGAUUAUGUAAAUAUUUUGAAGGUCAACCUUUUUUUUUUUUCUCCCUCUUUUUCUUUUGGGCUGAGUUCAGUUUCAAACUAGUUUCUUUACAGCCAAAUGUAUUCAGGAAGUUCAUGUUGUAAAUCAUGACUGACUGUUGGUGGUCUGAGUGGCUGCUGUGCCUUAAGCCUGACUGAGGGAUGAUCUUCCCUUUUUUUUUCCUUAUGUAUUACAAACUCAAUAGUCUGUGCAAUAUAUGCCUUAAACUUUAAAUGUGUGUUUUUGUAUGACCAUAUUUCAAGCUUU
Messenger RNA from Cololabis saira (Pacific saury), 4067 nucleotides. RefSeq names its product proline-rich protein 36-like. The transcript has 3 exons. The record is from RefSeq and is a predicted model, not a curated record. Gene Ontology annotation, biological process: regulation of transcription by RNA polymerase II. Lineage: Eukaryota; Metazoa; Chordata; Actinopteri; Beloniformes; Belonidae. Gene Ontology annotation, molecular function: RNA polymerase II cis-regulatory region sequence-specific DNA binding; DNA-binding transcription factor activity, RNA polymerase II-specific. The coding region runs from base 295 to 2067 and encodes 590 amino acids.